GCAUAGAGCAAAAGAGAAAUAGGCAGAUAGGAAGAGAGUGGGUUUUGAGUCAUUUAAACUUUAAAAGAUGACAAACUUCCCAGUGAUCAACUUGGAGAAGCUCAAUGGUGAGGGGAGAAAAGACACCAUGGAGAAAAUAAAGGAUGCUUGUGAGAACUGGGGAUUCCUUGAGGUACCUCAAGAACCCAACAAAACUUUUCUUAUCUCAUUCAUUUCUACAUUGCCCUCCAAAUAUAUGUUCUUGUUAGUUCUUGUGACUCUCUUGGUACUUAAUAUUUCUUCUUAUUGUUUGUUUGUUUUCAAAACUCUUCAGCUGAUUAAUCAUGGCUUACCCCAUGACCUAAUGGAUACCGUGGAGAGAUUGACCAAAGAGCAUUACAAGAUAUGCAUGGAACAGAGAUUUAAAGAACUAGUGGCAAGCAAAGGCCUCGAGGCUGUUCAAAAUGAGGUCAAAGAUAUGGACUGGGAGAGCACCUUCCACUUGCGCCACCUCCCGGAAUCAAACAUCUCAGAGAUCCCUGAUCUCACUGAUGAGUACAGGAAGGUGAUGAAGGAAUUUGCUUUGAGGAUCGAGAAGCUAUCAGAGGAGCUGUUGGACUUGUUAUGUGAGAAUCUUGGCCUAGAGAAAGGAUACCUCAAGAAGGCCUUCUAUGGAUCAAGAGGACCAACUUUUGGCACCAAGGUUGCCAACUACCCUCCAUGCCCCAAUCCAGAGCUGGUGAAGGGUCUUCGUCCCCACACCGAUGCAGGCGGGAUCAUCCUUCUCUUCCAGGAUGACAAGGUCAGUGGCCUACAGCUGCUCAAAGAUGGUCAGUGGGUGGAUGUGCCCCCUAUGCGCCACUCAAUUGUUGUCAACAUUGGUGACCAACUUGAGGUUAUCACCAAUGGUAAGUACAAGAGUGUGGAGCAUCGUGUGAUAGCACAAACUGAUGGGACCAGAAUGUCCAUAGCCUCAUUCUACAACCCUGGCAGUGAUGCUGUCAUCUACCCUGCUCCAGAAUUGUUGGAGACAGAGGCAGAGGAGAAAAGCCAACUGUACCCAAAAUUUGUGUUUGAAGACUACAUGCAGCUCUAUGCUAGGUUGAAGUUUCAAGCUAAGGAACCAAGAUUUGAGGCCAUGAAAGCGUCAAAUGUUAACAUGGGCCCAAUUGCAACUGUUUAAACAUGUUUUACUAUAGCUAGAAUGAUGUUUGCAUUGGGAGAAGUAAAGAAAUCAGCGUAUGCACGUUCAUCAAAUGAAUAUAAUAAUAACUAUUAUGUCAUAUUAUAUGUGCUAUGAUCAAAUAGUCAACAAAAAUGUUAUAUUAUUAAAAAUAUAUUUACUUAAAUAGCAGAAUAUGCAUUCCCUCUUGGCUAUAGCCUAUAUGUAAUCAUUUCAGUUUCCAUUUUUCGGCUUCAUAUGAGUUCCAAAUUGCCCACUUGUGUUUUGGACCACCGAUGAUAGUGUCCUCCUGAUAUUGAAUGCACGACAAUGUUAAGGCCACCAUUAUUCUACGGGAAGACUAACUCUGUCAACACGCUUCAAAAUAUAUGUAGGCCCGCCCAAGGAUGUGACAUUCAAUUCUGAGCAAGUUCAUUUAGGAUCGAUUAGUGAAAUUUAAAUAAAAACUCUACUCCUAACUUAGUCUACUUUUUGUGCUUUUGUUUUUAAAUUUUUAGAUUUCAGUAAUAAAUCCUAAAAUUAAAUAACAAAAAAUU
Molecule: messenger RNA, 1698 nt
Organism: Abrus precatorius (Indian licorice)
Lineage: Eukaryota; Viridiplantae; Streptophyta; Magnoliopsida; Fabales; Fabaceae
Product: 1-aminocyclopropane-1-carboxylate oxidase
Exons: 3
Coding region: 68-1162 (364 amino acids)
Source: RefSeq, a predicted model, not a curated record